UUCUAGUAUAAAUAGCACUGGAUAACUAUGGAAUAUUCAGAUAGUACUGACAUUUUCAAUUCAGAGAACAUUUGUACAAUGGAAGCUAGACGGCUCUGGAUCUUUUUAGUAUUCUGUGGAGUUAUCUUUGCAGACCAUGUUUUGGCUCAAACACACGAGCCUCCUAAAAGUGCAGGUGAAAAUCAAUCAGCAUUCAAACAAAUUAUUGUGAAACGCGCUGCAAUUAAAGAAAAUGGAGCAGCACCAGUGGUUCCAGGAGACGAUUAUUUGCAAUCCCAAAUCUCAAAUCAGAAGUUAUCAUUUUCUGGUUUAUUGCAUCGUGCCGCUAGAUCACCCCAAGGUCCGCCUGAUGGACCCCCAAAAUCACCACCCGCUCAAUUAAAUGAACGGAAUGGACCACCAUUACAACCUUAAAAGCAUCACAACUUUCACCACAAUGCAGCCGUACUGACUAUUGAGUCAUAUUUGGUCGGCGCUUUCUCUACUUGCUACUUCUGGCCUUUUAUUGCUUGCUUCUAUUCAAUGUUAUCUACUAGAUGUUAGGUUUAUAAUAUAAACUUGUUCUGGGUUGCACUUCAUAUUCUUUCAAAUAAACGUUACCGAAAUAAA
Molecule: messenger RNA, 609 nt
Organism: Hermetia illucens (black soldier fly)
Lineage: Eukaryota; Metazoa; Arthropoda; Insecta; Diptera; Stratiomyidae
Exons: 2
Coding region: 28-414 (128 amino acids)
Source: RefSeq, a predicted model, not a curated record